Molecule: messenger RNA, 2553 nt
Organism: Klebsormidium nitens
Lineage: Eukaryota; Viridiplantae; Streptophyta; Klebsormidiophyceae; Klebsormidiales; Klebsormidiaceae
Source: the annotation of a GenBank genome assembly
CAUCGGGCUUAGGCAUGCUCCGCUGAACACCCUUCACGCAAAAUCACCCUUCUCUUUUGUAGAUCUGCACUUCUCCCCUUGUCCAGCGUUCUAGUGUCCUGCCUCCUUUGAGCAGGAGGUCCGUUCUCAUCAGUGCAGCUCAUGAAGUGAAGACAAUCUAUGCACAACGGGCCAACUUUCCAAAGUCAACAAGUUGUGAAGUUCUUUAGACAGUUCAAUGCCUCCUUGGAGUAGGGGCCCCCGUGCCCCAGGCGACGACGAGAGUGACGAAGAGGAGCGCUUCCGCCCGGCAGUUUUUGAGACUGAGCGCCAAAGAGCGCCACAGAAGGAUGGUGACAGCGAGGAGUGGUGGACAUGGAUCGCUUCCCAUCCGCAUCCGCUGUGCAACAUCAUUUCGAUCGCUCUCCUCCUCCUGGUUGUUCUCACGGCCUUCAUCGCAGUCACUGCCCCUCCGCCCCCACCACUUGAAGUCCCAGACAGCGGUCUCUGGCACGACACAGUGCAGCGCAUGGUCACCUCAGACAUCGGCGUUGUUGCUGCUGACGAGAGCCGGUGUUCUGCAAUUGGGAGAGACGUUUUGGCGGAGGGGGGAACAGCGGUGGAUGCCGCGGUUGCCACUGCUCUUUGUUUGGGAGUGGUUCGGCCGGAGGCGAGCGGAGUGGGCGGGGGAGCCUUUAUGCUUAUUAGGAACGCGAACGGCAGUGCGGAAGUCAUCGACAUGCGCGAGGAAGCACCAUCGAGGGCCUCCCAGGACAUGUACAAAGGUGAUCCCCAGAAAGCGGUGGACGGGGGCCUGGCGGUGGCGGUCCCCGGGGAGUUGGCCGGGCUGUAUUUGGCGUGGCAGCGGCACGGCCGGUUGAAGUGGGCCCGGUUGGUGGAGCCGGCGAUCAAACUCGCAGAGGGCGGCUUCGAGGUCGAGGGCUUUCUCGCGGCGUCUAUAGCAGAAUACGGGUCCACUAUUCUCUCGAACCCGGGGAUGGCUCAGCUCUUUGCUCCCGACGGAGUCCUUCUACAGAAAGGGGACGUUGCAUACCGGAAAACGCUCGCACAGACGCUUAGGCGGGUAGCAGACGAGACGCCGUCGGUUCUGCACACGGGGGGUCUGGCCGCGAAACUAGCUGCGGACGUCCGAGCCGCGGGGGGCAUCAUGACGGCUGCGGAUCUGGCGAGCUACCGUCCGCGGAUAAGGGAGCCGCUCCGGACAAUGGAGAUGGGUUACGAAGUUUUGGGCGCUCCCCCGCCGUCGUCUGGCGGCGCUACCGUCAUUCAAAUUUUGAAGACGCUCUCUGCUUUCGACAUGCCUCUGGCCGCCUUGGGGGCGCUAGGGACGCACUGGAUCGCAGAGGCGUUCAAGCACGCCUUUGCGAUGCGGAUGUCUUUGGGGGAUCCCGAGUUCGUCGACGUCACAGCCGUGCUGGCUGACAUGCUCUCGUCCGACUUCGCGGCGCAAGUCCGGGCCAACAUUUCGGACGAUCGGACGUUUCCGCCCGAGUACUACGGCGGCAAGUGGAGCCAGCUGGACGACCACGGGACAAGCCACGUGUCCAUAGUGGACAGUGAACGGAACGCGGUUGCGCUAACCACGACCAUAAACACCGGGUUCGGCUCCAAGGUCGUGUCUCCGUCCACGGGGAUUAUCCUCAACAACGAGAUGGACGACUUCUCCAUUCCGGACACUCGAAACUCCUUCGGACUUGCGCCGUCCGAAGCCAACUUCAUCCGUCCGGGAAAGCGACCGCUCUCUUCUAUGAGCCCAACGAUCGUUGUGCAUAACGGGGUCGUGAGAAUGGUGGCAGGCGCGAGCGGGGGUCCGCGAAUCAUCACAGGGACGGCUCAGGUACUUCUGAAUUUCUUGGCGGGAGGAAAGGACCCCCUCGCGGCGGUGGUUGCACCACGAAUACACCAUCAGUUGAUUCCGGACGAGAUUGCUUACGAAACCCUGGACCUGAUCAACGGCCAGCUCAUCGAGUUGCCGCCGGACGUCCGGAACGCCCUUCUCCGGCGCGGACACAAGCUCGUACCGACCACUUUUGGAUCCGUAUGCCAGGUGGUGGUUCAUGACCUGGAGGUCCCGGUUACCAAGUUUGGUGUGGUCAAGCCCAUGCUCGGACGAUGGCUCGGCCCGCUCACUGCCGUGAGCGACCCCCGGAAGGACGGGGCACCCGCCGGCGUGUGAAUCAGCGUGUUGCGUGUGAAGUUAUCCAGGAACUUCUGCGCAUAUUUUCACACGUCAACCAGUCCUCGAAGAACCUGAUAUAUUGGAACCAUGAUGCGCGCUCGAUUAUCAUGAUACAAAAAACAUGAGGAACGGUUGGAUGAGUCAUAGAUCGUUGACGAUCACAUCACAUUCGUCUAAGAUUUGACAGAAAGUAGAAUGAUCAGCGUUCCUCGAUCAUGUGCUCUGAUCAUAUUCGCGGCGCGCAGCUGUGCUGGAAUCAAAUUGCCGCACUGAGCAUUAGAAUUCAAAGUAUUUAGGGGCUCACUGAGUAACCUUCUCAUAAGUUGAUCGGACCUGGACAGUGUUGACUGCGAUCGGAGCUUGAGGCUUCCAAC